CCAUCCGAGUAUGGCUGAAGAGAGACAGCGGCCAGUACUGGCCCAGCAUUUACCACACAAUGGCCUCUCCUUGCUCGGCUAUGACUUACCAUCAUGAUAGCAGGCGGAUAUUUGUGGGCCAGGAUAACGGAGCCGUCAUGGAAUUUCAUGUUUCUGAAGAUUUUAAUAAAAUGAACUUUAUCAGGACUUACCCAGCUCAUCAGAACCGGGUGUCUGCGAUUAUCUUCAGCUUGGCCACGGAGUGGGUGGUCAGCACCGGCCACGACAAGUGUGUCAGCUGGAUGUGCACCCGGACCGGGGACCUGCUCGGGAGGCACCUCUUCCCCUCCUGGGCUUCGUGUUUGCAAUACGAUUUUGAUACCCAGUAUGCUUUUGUUGGCGAUUAUUCUGGACAGAUCACCCUGCUGAAGCUGGAACAGGACACCUGCUCAGUUAUCACAACCCUCAAAGGACAUGAAGGUAGUAUCGCCUGCCUCUGGUGGGACCCCAUCCAGCGGUUACUCUUCUCUGGAGCCUCUGACAACAGCAUCAUCAUGUGGGACAUCGGAGGAAGGAAGGGCCGCACGCUCCUGCUCCAGGGCCACCAUGACCGGGUGCAGUCGCUGUGUUACCUUCAGCUCACGAGGCAGCUCGUCUCCUGUUCCUCGGAUGGUGGGAUUGCUGUGUGGAACAUGGACGUUAGCAGAGAAGAGGCUCCUCAGUGGUUAGAAAGUGAUUCUUGCCAGAAAUGUGAGCAGCCCUUUUUCUGGAACAUAAAGCAGAUGUGGGACACAAAGACACUGGGGUUGAGACAGCACCACUGCAGGAAGUGCGGGCAGGCCGUCUGUGGGAAGUGCAGCAGCAAGCGCUCAAGCUACCCCGUCAUGGGCUUUGAGUUCCAGGUCCGCAUGUGUGACUCCUGCUAUGACUCCAUCAAGGAUGAGGAUCGGACUUCUCUAGCAACCUUUCAUGAAGGAAAACAUAACAUCUCCCACAUGUCCAUGGAUGUUGCCAGGGGACUGAUGGUGACCUGUGGGACCGAUCGCGUUGUAAAGAUAUGGGACAUGACGCCCGUGGUGGGCUGCAGCCUGGCGACCGGCUUCUCUCCACACUGACCCGGGAGCCGCGAGGUCUGCACCUUCCCAGCGGCAGCCUGUACAAGCGCCACCCUUCCCUGUGGCACCACAGUCACCAUCACGUGGACAAACAGGAGCCACUUAAACACAGAUCAACACUUUUCAAAGGAAAAAAAAAUGUAAAGGUGUGUUUUGGGGAAUUUGUGGACCUACCUGUGGUUCCCGAGGAAUGGAAUCCCUCCAGCAAAACUUCCUCACGAACAGUGAGCUGAUGUGGACAAGAUUGAUCUAGCAAAUAGAGUUUUAGAGAAAAAAAUAUUGAACUAAAGAGUUGAUGCCUAAAAUGUUCUUAUAACAACUGCAAGUACACACACACAUUCCCCUUGACCUGCUGGGCCUCCGGGCCCUGUGGCUGCUGUGGGAGCAGGAGUGGGGCAGGGAGGGCGCUCUCUUGAGGGAACGCAGUAGGAGCUUAAGAUCCCAGCGACUCCUCAUGUGCUGGCAGGAAGUGCACCUGCUUUACACUUAGUUAUUGACACUCAUUAGAGACAUCUGUUCUCUUCAGUGCCAUCUGCACCUAGUAUUUGGCUCACUUCACUUGUUUGUCCUGCGGGCAGUAAGCCAUGGGCAAACCUCAUGGUGGUUGUGAGUGAAUUGUGAAUUCCUCUAUUAACCAAGGCAGUCCAAGUUCUUCCUUCCCCUCACACAUGCUCUGAGGACAGAAUGUUUUUGUGUUGCCAUUACCAUGGGAGUCACACAGCUGCCUGACUGUCAUUGCAGUUAGUAAUGACUGAUGGAAAACCCAGCUACCAGCCUGCGUGCGGUGGGAAUGAUCAUUCUGUUCCAUGGAACAGCCCAGUCCUCCUAACAGACACUUUCUAUUUCUAGUUCAAGGUGAGCCCCAUGAUAUUGUGGCAGUUAAUAUACACCUCAGACAAGAACUCCAAAGCUUUGUAAACAAUGUUGACUUGUAGUCAUUGUAACUAAUAUUAAAUAUAUUAGUUACGUAACAACUUGCAAAAUCUGUUGUAUCAAAUGGUGUUUGAAAGGGUUUUGGCCACUUAGUACCAGAAGGGGGAAGAGGCGGGAGAAAGGGCACCUUCUUUUAAUAUCCAGAUAUGUAUUGUUUGUUUUGAACAAUAACACGUGUAUCUAUUACUUUACGGCUAUGGAAGUGAAUGGAGAGAGGCCUACAUUUUUUAAGGAUAAAUUUAAAAAUAGCAACAAUAUUUUUGUUAGUCUGACUGAUGGAUAUUGAUAGAGGCUCACUACUGUGUAACUCUGUCGGAUUCGUAUGAAGACCACAUGUUAUUCUACAUGAUACAAGUAAGGGACUCACCCUGUGUCUAACAGCAGCUCAGAGGAACUGUAACAUUUGACAGGCAGUUAAACUGAAAUGUCAAAUGGCGAAGGGACACAAAUGCUGUGGGAAAGGGAUGGGGUCAGGCACACCCUGUUUUAGAAUGAUCUGCAGUGAAAGUUGACUUGCCUCAAAAAUAAGACCGAAGGGUGUAUUGCUCCUUGUAAUUUUUGUAUUAUAUCACCUGAAAAAGAUGUUUUCUCUAAAAACUUUCCCCAGGCUUUCUGCAAAAUGUACAUUACUAAUAUAAUCUGGAAGGAAAAUCGAGUGAUGCUAACUUCUAAAUGGCAUCAUUGACUGUUGACUUGUGUUCAGUUAGGGUUCAGCCCCACAAAGGUGCUAUCCUGGGGAUUUUAUGAAGUCCUGCAAGGAAAAUAGAAUGUGAUCAAUUCUUUUCCACAAUGAAGAGCACUGAACUGUGGUUCCAUUUUUCUUUAUUCUGUAAAAUGUGACUUUAAAUGUCUGUGGUAGACUGAGUAGAACAUCACAGCUGCUAAGAAUAUGCCAUAGCUUUCAAACUUCUUUUUAUUUUAUAAAAACUUUUUAAUGAAGAACUCCAAUGCUCCAUAGAGACUAAGAUUGUGAUAGUGCCUCCUAAGGGGUUAAGCUAAUAAUAUAAAUCAAGGAGGAAAUGCAUAUUUAAGGAAGAAUUAGAGUGUGGAAAGGAAAGGAGAUGUUUCCGUAUUGUUUUCUCUCCACCUGAGCCUGUUACCAUUUUUCUGUAUGAAAACACACAUGGCAGCCUUGUCUUGCCUCUGUCACAAACUAAGUAGCAAAUGAGGGCAUAUUUUCUAUAGAGGUGGGCAAAAAUUAUUUUCUCAAUUUUACUGACUUGGGCACAUAAAGAUAGUACAGCUAGGCUUAUAGUUAUUGCCUUACUUUGACUGUGUUCCUCUUAAACGGGUCACUUUAGAUAGGUCUUCAAGUAAUGUUUACUGGUUUUUCCAUUCCUGGGAUACUCACGCUCAUUUGUACAAACGGGUUAAGAAGUAUAGAAUGUUAGAGAAGAUCCUUAUGCUUAGCCCUAGUAUGUAUAGGACAUGAAAAUGCCAAUUCUUCAUUUUAAACAUGUUUUUAAAUUGCCCUUUAUUAGUGCAGGUGAUGGAGAUAUCUCUAUAGCAAUAGGUGGAAACAUUAUUCAUUUCAUUGUAAAUCUCUGUUUGCUAUGUCCUAGUCCUGUCCUGCUCCUGGUGGAUAUAAACAAACAUAUUGGUCUAGAUGGUAUCACUUUGUCCUCUCUGUACAGAAUUCAGUUUGUUCAUGUCCACAUUUUUAAGUUGAAACUGGCCCAAGUAUGUAAUAAACUCGAUAGUGGCUCACACCCAAGGAGCUAUUUUCUAAGAUCAGUUUUUUUUUUUUAAAUUAGUUUCUACUUUCAUUACUGGAUCUGAUAUCCCUUAAAAUGUAAGAAACCAGUUACUAUUAAUGAUAAACCAUCUGCUCAUUAUAAAUGUGAGGCUUAACAAAUAAGUAAGACAUGCUAUAUUUAUUCAUUGUGAGCAGAUUACUGAAUGCCUACUCUAUUUUCUGCAGUUUAUUAUACAGCAACUUUUUGAGUAAGUUGAAGUUUAAUUGUGCGACAAAUUUGCAUUAGAAUAUACCACUUUAAGUGUUUUUCUCUAUAGCCUUUUUGACUGGGGAGUCGGGGCAAUGUUGAUUAGUACAUUUUGUCCCUGUACUAGCGAUGUUUCUAUAAGAUAUGGUGCCCUACGGAUCCCAGAGAGCUAAAAAUCUUUGUCCUUUGCUCCUAUUUGUGGGUUCUGUUUUUGUGGGGGUUUUUUGAGAAAAUGUGUACAAUAAAAUAUUCCUUGCUUGUUA
Molecule: messenger RNA, 4233 nt
Organism: Myotis lucifugus (little brown bat)
Lineage: Eukaryota; Metazoa; Chordata; Mammalia; Chiroptera; Vespertilionidae
Gene: WDFY1
Product: WD repeat and FYVE domain containing 1
Exons: 11
Coding region: 60-1094 (344 amino acids)
Molecular function (GO): protein binding; metal ion binding
Source: RefSeq, a predicted model, not a curated record